Herpailurus yagouaroundi (jaguarundi) is the source of this 7830-nucleotide messenger RNA. It is a transcript of the gene CCDC187, whose product is annotated as coiled-coil domain containing 187. Bases 116 to 6367 code for a protein of 2083 amino acids. Gene Ontology annotation, cellular component: centrosome. NCBI's taxonomy places the organism in Eukaryota, Metazoa, Chordata, Mammalia, Carnivora, Felidae. Gene Ontology annotation, biological process: microtubule anchoring. The record is from RefSeq and is a predicted model, not a curated record. Gene Ontology annotation, molecular function: microtubule binding. The transcript has 24 exons.
AGCCCAGGGCCCGGCAGCCCACCAUGUCUGCCCAGUUUCCACAAGUAUCCUGAGGGUCUCCAUCGUGGGCCAGGGGACUGGAGAAGGCCAGCCGGCCCAGCCCACGCAGGGAUGGAUGUCGGGCCUCAGGCCAGCAGGCUGCCCUGUGAAGGCCCCAUCUGUGACCUCAGGGCAGGCGGUGACCAGGGGGCUCACCAGAUCCCGCCCUCGGCCCGGCCCUGGGGCUAUGUCGAUCUCGGUCCCGGGAAUGCCGUCGGUCCUCCUAGGAGACACGACCCAGUCCCACCCCAAAGACCACCUCGAGGCCCGGGGCAGGCCAGCCGCCAGGAAGGCUAGAGCCAAGCCCAGGGACUCCGGGCUCCGUCUAUCUGCGGCUGAUGAUGAUGCCAUGGCUGCCCUGAGGUGGGCCAGGCCCUCCCGGCAGCCAGGUGACCUGCGGGGAGCUCCCCACGUGGCCUGGUCCGACUACACCGAGCAGCCAGGCCCCCAGAGGAAGGCCUGCAGCCUCCUGGGGUGGUCCGAAAGCGAGGAGGCCAGGGAUGGGGGCAGCUCGGUGUCAUCAGGCCGCCUUUCCGGCUCCUCCGGGGGCCACGAGUCCUGCACAUCUCUCCCCGGGCCCUGGAAGGAGCGGCCCCCCCAGGUGCAGGGGCCCCGGCGGCAGCUGAGAGAGAGCAACCCACGACUGGAACGGCUUAGGGACAAGAUCCGGGCCCAGGCACAGUGGCAGGCCAGCUGUGCCUCUCUGGGCACCUCGACGCCCUCCAGCGCCUCGCGCCUCUGCAGAGUCUCCAAGCCAGAUCCCCGCAGGAAGGCCGGAAGGCUGGCGCACCCCGAUCCGGCCCCGUGGGACGUACUUGGGCCUGGGGCCACCAUCAAAGGCUUAGGCACCCCGAGAGAGGCUCCGUGUGGAGCGGAAGACAAGGCCAUCCCGGGCCGGGGGCGAGAGCCCUCCAGGGUCCCCCAGCGCCAGGCCUCAGCUCCACGGGAGAAAACCAAAAGAAUGAAAAGCCGUCCUUGCACAAGGGAGAGAGCCCCCCAGUCGCCCACCUCUAGAAGAGAUGCCAGAGACACAGAUUCUGAGUUGGUCGGUGUUUACGCCUGGAGGAAAGGACCAGCCCUGGCGAGGGCCCUGCUUGGGCCCCCUCCGGCCCUCCCCAGGCUCCAGAGGGAGGCUCCCUCGAGAGACCAGGCCCCUGCCGCGGAAUUAGGAGACAGCAAGAAAGUUGGAGCUGCUAAGAGCUCCCCUGCCCGUCCCCGGAUGCCCAGUCCAGCCUCUGUCCGCGGCGGCCUGCAGGUGUCCGCCAAUACGCCCAACCUGUCCUCCUGCGAGCAGCCUGUGACCAUCCAGAAUGCCAUGGCUGUCCUUAGAGACCUCCGCCAGCAAAUCCAGGCCGGGCUGGAGUUGGCCCGGAGCCACCGCCCCAGGGGAGGGCCAGAGCUGGGGCGGUCAAAGUUGUGGCUGCAGAGCCUGGCAGAGAGGAGGCAGCAGGGCCCCUGGAGCACCCCAGAUGUUCGGGGCUCCUUCUCGGAGAGUCCUCGGGCCUUAGAGAGGGCUGGCAGCUUCCCCACGGGGCAUCGCUGGAGCACCUUGGCUGGGUGGGAGUCCUGUCCCCAGAUGCCCUGGGCGGCCCAAGGACGGAACCCCUCCUUCCAGAGGCCUGGGAGCCCCCCUGAAAGGCUGACCUCCUUCCCUCAGCGGCCCUGGAGCGCCUCGGCCGGGCAGCCCUCCCAGCCCCAGAGGACCUGGGCUGCUCAUGAAGACUGGGAGAGCUCUGCCCAAAGCCUGUGGAGCCCAGCGGCCCAGCGGCCAUGGAGCGCCUCCUUCCCGCGCAGCAAGGGCACCCCAUGCAGGGGCCGAGGCUCGCUCCCGCCUCCCUCAGAGCCAAAGCGAGCCUGGAUGAGGCCGGCCCCCGGGGCCCCCAGGAACGCCCCUGGGAAGGAGAACGAGGUGAGGGUGCCGCCACCCUGCCCGAAGCCCCGGGGGGUCCUGGGUCACCCCUACAGCUCUGAGUCCCUGCGGGAGUUCAUGCGCCAGAGGACGCUGGCCCGGAGGCGACAGGCCCUGGAGGAGAAGGCCUCGGCCCUGCGGGCGCUCGAGCUGAAAAACCAGAGGCUGCAGGAUGUGUACAGGAAGCAGAGGGAGGCCGUCCUCGGCAAAGCCGUCCCUGUGGUGUCCCGCACGACCCCCGGCAUCGUGACCUUUUUUCCGCAUUGUGCACAGUCCAAGGGCCUGGAAGCCUCUGGGAGCCUGGGGUCGCCUGUGAUGGAGUGGAGCAAGGUGACCUCCGGCAUGGUGCUGGGGGACCAGGAGGCCCCGGGCAGCUUCUGCCUGUGUCUGAACAGAGCCCCGAACCGCACUGAGACGCUGGGGACAGGCGGCCCCACGCUGAUGUCCGCCCGCUCCUCCCUGGGUCCCCUGAAGCUCCAGGACCUCGCCACCCAGGGCCCGCGUCCAGGGGUGUGCAUCUACCUAGACCCUGAGGAGAGCGAGCGCCUGGGCACAUCGGGGCCCCUGCACUUCCGCUACAAGCAGGCCCGGCUACAGGCUCUGGAGACCAUGGCCAACAUCCUGAAGCAACGGAUCGACAUCCUGACGGCCAAGCUGCACAAGUCGGAGGCACUGGACCCUCCCGGGGACCCGGUCUCCGACCCGUCGCCCUCAUACCUCAGCAGAAUGGCUGCGGCCCCCACGCCCACAGCCCCCGUCCACUCCGGAGCGUUAGUGCCCCGUCGGGGCGGAGGGACACCCUGGGACUGGGCGGACACUCAGGCCAGGCCGCCGGCCUCACCCACCUGCUUCCCGGACGGCAGGACACCGUCCUGGAGCCCUGACUGGGAGCGGCGGCACAGCGUGAGCCCGGGGGCCCCCCGCGACAGCCAGCCCCGAGGUCUCACGGAGGAUGGAUGUUUGGAGCCGGGCAACAGGCUGGCGAGAAACACGGACUCCUUCCGGGCCCUCCGCCCCUUCAUCGGGAGCUCACUAGGGGUGACAGCCAUGCUGGGCCCCACCUGCGACUCCCUGCGGCUGGAGAUGCCGUCGGCCAGAGGGGCCGGCUUGCUCACGCCCCGGACCACGCGAAGCUGCGGUCAGCAUUCCGGGCACCUUGCCAACAUCCCCCAGAAGUCCCUGGGCUUUCUCGAGUCACUGAAGCUUGACCAGCAGAAGCGGAAGCAGGCGUUGGCCCUUCUGCGGCAGCGGGCGAAGCGGGAGGUCUGGGAGACACAGAAGGCCCUGGACGAGCUGCUCUUCAAGCACCGGGUGCAGCAGCUGAUGGGGAAACACUCCACCGAGGCCAGGCCGAAACCGGCUUCGGAGGGGAAGCAGCCACAGGUGUGCGGAAGUCUGGAGCCAGUGACUUGUCUGAGCACCGUGACAGCCAGACCCAGAUCGCACCCAGCCCAGGGCAGAGCCGUGGCCGCGCCCUCCCAGGACCCCCGGGAAGGACAGCAGAGUCAGGAGGGCAAGUCGGCUCCUGCAGAGCCCAGGCAGGAAGAGAGGCCAGACCAAGCCCCCUCCCAGCUGCCCCUGGCCAGGCUCUACUCUCAGGACAACCCCACCCACCAGCGGAGCCCGGCGGGGCCCUGGAGCGCGAACCCCGGAGCCCUCGGCUGCUUCACGCUGCAGAUGCUUGACGUGAGCCUGCGGGAGGCGGAGCUGCGCGCGCAGCACCAGGCUGCGAUGCUGCGCCUGCGCGAGAAGGCGCUGGAGGAGAAGAUGCGCGCCGAGCUGGCCUGGCUGGAGCAUCAGCGAGAGUGUCUGGGCGGCGAGGGGAAGGACACGAUGCUGGCGGCCUUGGCAACGAGGCAAGAGCAGGGGCUCAGCAAGCUUGAGCAGGAGCAGACAGAAAUCCGAUACCUGCGGGACAUUCACCUGUUUUCACACCAAGAGAGGAAACUUCUCCUGCAGCACGAAAAGGACAUCGUCUCCCUGCAGAGAUCCAUGGUGCACCUGCGGCGGGAGCUUCAGGCCCGGACCAGGCUGCCUCAGAGUUCCGGCCUUGAGGUCAAGACCACUCAGACGGAGGGGUCUGAGACAAGUGGGCAGCUGAAGGGCCCUGCACAGGGCUCCUCGCGCCCCUUGUCACCGCCCGGGCCCGCCAGCCCCGCCAGCCACUGCCCCCGGACAAGCCCUGAGACCCCACGAGUCCAACACCUUCUCAGCAAGCAGGCGGAUGGGACGCCCCCCCAGGCAACCUCAGCUGCGGAGAGUCACCGGCCGCCUCCAAGGCCCGCGUGGGGAGAGGACACUCCUGUGGCCAGCAGCUGGCCCGACACGGGGCGCCGGCUGGAGGAGAGCCACAGCCCCGUGGGCCAAGGAGACCCCCAGAGCAACCCCAGCCCCACGUCAGCAGAGGAGAAGACCCGGCCUCUGACAGACAGCCGUGCACAGAAGCUCCAGGGCCCCAACUCCCCGGGCGGAGGGGGUCCCUGCGGCCCCCUGGAAGCCAGCGUGGUUGAAGGCCGCAUCAGCCUAGCAGGGUCAGAGCUGGGGCUGGAUUUUGCCGGCAGCCCCGUGGAGGAGCCCCACAGAAUGGAAGGCUGGUGGCCGGGGGAACAGAGGACUGAGAGCUGCGGCCCCUUCUCUCCACCGGAAGCCGCCCAGCUGACCGCUGCUCCAGCUCCGGUACCACCCAGCCGGCCCGAGGGCAGCCCCCUGCCGCCGCUCAGGGCCCCCUCGGACCCGGGCCCGGAGUCCGAGGCUGCUCCCCGGAGCUGCUCGGGGUCUUGGGCGGGGUCCCCUGCCUCCUCCUCCCCGAGUGGGGUGUCCUGCCGCUCUCUCCAGGAGUUCCAGAGAGCAGCCGCCGUCCUGGUUCAGCUCUGCGAGAGCCCCGUCUCCGUGUCAGACUGGGGGGGUGGGGACGUCCCAGACACGGACCCCGGCUGUUCUGGGGAGCUCUCUCCUCAAGACUCCUGGGGGCUCCACCGGGGCGGGGGGCAGGUGGCCCGGGAGAGGCCAGAGGGCGGUGGGGCCGGGCCCCUGGGCGGCCUCUCCACGGAGCCGGGGGGCGUCCUGCGGGAGGGCUGGCCGCUGCCUCCCCCGGACGCCCCCUCUCCGAGGUCAGGGUCAGAGCUGUCAGAGGCGUCCAGCGAGGUCUGGGACGAGGAGAACCUUCUGGAGCCUGGCUCGGGGCCCUCCUUGUCUACAGGAGGCGCGUCCCACCUGGAAAAUGGCGGGGCGCCCGGCUCUGCACUUGCUUCCUUGGGCCCUGGGGAGGGGCAGGAAGCGUCUGGAAGCACUGGGAGCCUCAUCCGUGAACUCACCACGGAAGAGGGCCCAACAGACGUCCCCCGAGGCUGCCCGCGUGCCCUCCCGUCCACGCCCUCGUUCUCCAGUGACUUGGACCUGUCCCUUUCCUCUCCCUCGGGGUCCUUGGCAUCCGAAGGGGUGGAUUCUGGCAGAGGAGAGACCAGGCCUCUGCAGGCCUCGGCUGCCUGCCCAGAGGGGCCCUGGGACGCUGCCCUGAGUCUGCCCAGCGACAGGACGCCACGACAGUCCUGGUCGGAGCCUGAGGUCCCCGUGACCCCGCGGGCUCCUCCUGGGGACCCUGGCGGUCUGGUGGCCCUGACACCCCAGGGCUGGGCACCCAGAUGUAGGGGCAGUGGAGACUCCCCUGCCCCCGAGGAAGCCUGCCCCACGCCGUCCAGCAGGGCCUUGCCUGAGGUCCUGUCCCCCGUUGACGAGGUGCUAUCCUAUGGCAGUGCCGACCUGUCCUCCGCUCACAGGGAUGCCCGCCUCCCUCCUCUGCCUCCCGCCUUCCCAGCAGAGGAUUUGGCCAACACGACCAGCCCCGACUCAGGAGACUUCCCUUCCCCACCUGCGGAUGUCAUGUCUCCUGGGAGCUUGCCGGGCCCCCCGGGGGAGGAUGCCUCCAUCAAAACUGGGGAUUUACCCUCCUUGUCUGAGGAGGACACACCCGAGGCUCCGUCCCCAGGGCCCCAGGAGUCGGGGCUCUGCCUGGGGGCAGGCAGACAGGGCGGAAGCCUUGGGGACAAAUUGGGUGAGUCACGUUCGGUUUCCAGGGAUCGGGCUGUGGGCAGCCAGUGGUCUGACCCAGCCGGCUGGCCAGGGUGCCCCUCUGGGGGCAGGGCAGGAGACGCCCCUGGAGGGCUCCCAAGGCUGCCGGUGCGGCCCCCGACCCUGUCCAGAGUGGCCUUUAUGGCCGGGGAGGGUCCACCAAUGCUGUCAGCCGCUGGCAGCCCUGGGCAGGGCGACCCAGCUCCUGCUCUGGGCGCGGGCCCCUGCGCUGACCCGCCGGGCACGGAGGGAGCCAAGGUGGUGGAUUUGGUCUCCAGCCAGCUUAGCAGGAGGAUCCUGUGCGACACACUGGCUGUGCUCUUGGAGCCGGCCCAGCCGGCGGCCCCCUGACGGAAGAGCCGCCGUGUCCCGCAGGCUGGCCCGGCGGCCGCUGCAGGGCCUCGGGAAGACGGGGCCCACGGUGACAUGGGGUGCCAUUGCGCAUGCGUGUGCAUGGUGUGUGGGAUGCUCCGGGAAGCCUGGGCCACCGAGGGCAGAGCCACCAUUCAGAACAGCCUGCCUGCGGCUGGCCUCCAAGUAGUCGUCUGGGGCUGGGCUGGGGCCUGGGCGGGGACAUGGCGGCCAGUGCGGUGAGCUCUGUGUUCUUCCGGAUGUUGGGGCCGCUGCGUCCGUCAGGCGCCUGGAAGGGCCCCUGAUCCAAAGCCUUUAAGAGGCGGAAAGGUAAAAGGUUGUGCGGGCGUGUCCAGAGGCUGGCCGGUCGAGGAAAGGUGUGGAGGUCAUGGAUUGACAGAGAACGGUCCGGAGGGGAGCGGUCCCCAAGGACGAACUGGAGACCACAUGCCGGGAGGCAGAGCCAUCGGCAAAGGCGGGGCAAAGAGAGAGAGAGAGCCGCUCUGGGGGGACAGGGGGGCAAGGGGCGGUGGAGACGGGCUGGGGGUCACGUCCGCACGGACUCACGCCCCAGCUUGGCGGCUUCUGAAGGCCAAGGGCAUGCACGUGGGCCGACCCCGCUGUGGACAUCACAGAUCUGUCAACUCAAGGGCCGGAGGUGACCAGUCACGCCCCAGGACUGCCCUCUGGCGGGAGGUGGGCCAAGGGCUCCUUGAGGACUCAGGACUCCGGGAGAGGCCAGAGUCCGAUUCCUGGUGGCUGUCCACCAUCGAAUGACCCUCGGGAUGCAGGGCGGCCUCGGAGCAGGGAGCAGUUUGCAGAGGUGUUCGCGGGUGCGAUCCCUCUAGGGCUUGGCUCCUCCCCUCCAGGGCACGGACUUCCCCCGGCCUCAACAGAGGAACUCCUUUGGAGAUGACACUUAUGGACCCCUGGGGAGCCGGCGCCUUCCGUGCACUUGCGGUUAGCUGGGGGGCGUGGCGGAGCCCAGAGUUCUGCCUGUGCCCUCCACCUUCCAGCUCGGGAGCGGCGGCCGCCUCCAGGCAGCCCUCCACCAGGCCCCCGCUUCCGGGCAGCCUCCUGUAUCCAGGCCAGCUGCUCGCCAGACGGACUUUUGUCACAGGCUCACUCGUCCGGUUUCACGGCUCAGGGAGGCACCAGCUGAGACAGUUCAUGCUGAUUUCGCACUGGGUCCCCCCACGCCCACCAGGGAACCCCGGGACGGGCUCGGGGGGGGGGGGGGGCAAUGUGCUCUUGCUGUGCGUAUGCGAUUUCAAAACAAGUUCUGAGCUACAGGUUUCCUAUUGAUUUCCUUCUAGUUUUCUGAACAAAUCAGUCUGUAAUUUUUUAUUUUUUUUCUAUUUAUUGCUGACCCUUUUGGAUUUACGAGGCCGUGCGAGAGGGAUUAUGUAUUUUACACACACACGUUUGGCAUGGUAAUAAAUCUCCCACCUCAAAACCCUGCA